UUUGUGUAGGAGUAUAUGUGGAUUCAGUUUCUUACUAGCUUUAAAAAAUUUGCUAGUAGCGUUUCUAUUUUAAACCCUAAAUUAACAAAACCCUGUAAGGAAGCUUCCUUUCCUUCGAAACACCUCCAACAACUUGAUGAAGCUUACAAUAUUGCUAAACAUUGCUUAAGAUCUGCUUUUGACUCUCUUGGCGACAUUAACUUGUUAGAAGAAACUGUAAACGACAGGGAGUUUAAAUUUUUAUCGGAGAACGCUAUCCACGCCGUUACCUGUUCGAAUGCUUGCCUUUAUUUCAUUGGACUUUUGUUGUACAGAAAUCUUCAUAUAGUGAGGAAGGGAUCUGACUCCUUCAGCGUUACUGAGACACAAAGGCAUAUUAUAAAGUACAGUAAACUUUACUCGGCCGUUCUUAAAAGACAUGUUCUUAAGUUUUAUAAAAAGCAAAUAUGCUCUUACUGUGCAAAUAAUUUUUCAAUAUUUUUUGCCAAAAGUCAACUUCCUUGCUCUUUGGGCACUCAAACCUUGGAAAGAAAAGUUGGUUUCCCAAAUGAGCUCGGAAAGAUACAUAAAGAAGCUCUCCGCUGUUUCUUGAAAGUUUUUUUGGUGGUUGCACGUCUAUCGGAAAUGUUAUCUCAAGCAGAUCUUCUAAGCGUUCUGGAAAACGUGUUAAUUUCAGCUCUGGAGCUCCAAGAAUUUUUUGUUAUUGCUGCUUCUGACGAAUAUGAUAAAAAUUCAACGGGAGACCAAGAUGACCUGGGUGAGCUCUUUAUCCACGUGCUAGACUGGAGCAUCGAAGUUGGCUUGCAGGACAUUGAGGAAGCUUUAAGUUGCCUGUUGUGCCAUCGCUACCGGUGUAGCACGGCACUGCUAGAAAAAGCUGGCAAAGUUUAUUCCGUGCGAGGAUACGACUUUUAUAAAAAGGGCUCGUAUGAGAUUGCCUGCCGAUUGUUCUUGAAGUCUUGUUGCUUGUUCGUGUAUCUGGGUUCACAAGGGACCUAUGCUGGCCCACUGAAGCUCGAAAAGCGCUUUCACACGCUGCUAUGUUCUGCCACUCGAUUAGAGAAACUCGAAAAGUUUGCUUCUGUUAUCGUGUCUGCUAUAAAACUUUCUAAAGAUAUGUUAAGCUCUGUUGUGAAUUUGAUUACGGACGUUUUCGUUCAGAGGCAAUGCAUCAGCGGCACAGGCACUCGUGUUCUCUCGCAGAGCGCGCUGUUUAAGCUAAUCAGCUUUGAAGCAUGUGUAUUGAUAUCGAGAGCAGAGCUAAAUUCUUACGAGUUGCUUAGCGUUAAACACCCGGACAGACGUUUUCACUUUAGGAAGGUCAAGGAAAACAUUAUAAAUAACAUUCUUUCUUUUAGCCGAGAGCAGCUCUCUUUGCAUGCCACUGAUAGCGAUUCGUACGAAAGUGCUAUUUGUGUACAGGCCGAAAUGCUUAUAGAAAAGGCCCAACUGGUCGUUAGCAACCCAGAACUGUCUUCAUGCGACCCGGAGUCCUUCUGCCUUCAAGCAAUUACGUCGCUUCAGGCGCGUUUGAUUGAAUACGUAGGAAAGCCCGCUUUGCACAACUUGCUAGCCGCCGCUUAUUUAUGGAGAGCUGUGUGCCUUAAACGUCACCUUCCAGACGAUGACGCUGGUGAUAAGCAGGCCGGCGUUAAUUUGAAGCUUCAGCUGACCGACUUUUUUGCCUCAUUGAGCGCCUCACUAGAUGUCUGGUGCUCAAUUCUCGGCCACCAACUCAACAUAUUUAAAGACUGUCCUUUUGAGAGUGGUGGCAAAUUUGGGACUUCUCAACACAGUUGGGUGGACUUAGCUUUCGAGUCCGCCUGCGAUAUUUCACUUUCGGCAUUCAGUGGCUCGUUUGUAGAUUACGAAAAGACUUUUAGACGAUUGCAACUUCUUUUAGAAUUGUGUUGUACUACGAAUGAGAGUUUGCAUGAACGCUCUCUUAAAAUUUUGUGCAUAUACUGCAUCCUGGUUAAAAGGCAUUAUGCUGAAAACUGUGAGAACGACACUGAAGCGGGUAAGCGCUGGCUGGAGAGGGAGAGUCUCUACUGCCUUCAACUCUCUCUACUGCACUGCGACACACGGCAGCUCCAUUUUCCCGAGCCAUCAUCGCCCUGCGGGACAAAUACCACAUCUCCUCUCAGCCAACUUGACAGCGUGUUGGCUCUUAAAAAUAAAAUAUUGACUUCCACCGUUAAAUUUUAUUCUUCGGAAGCCUCCUCUGUUUAUGCGGAGGCUGUUCCUUUUGCCAUCUUAGGUAAGCGUGUAAAUGCUGAACUCCUUGCGGCCAAUGGCUGCCCGUCAGAAGCUCUUCAAGAAUUUUCCGGUGCCCUUCGAGUUGUGCACGUCAAGAGUUCUGUGGGAAUAUCCGUUAAUCUGCAAACUCUUCGAGAGCUUACGCUGCUACUAUUGGCUUAUUCCGAACUGCUCAGCAUCCGUGGGCUUGCCUGCGAAGCUUAUUCGUGUUUGACUAAAGCCUACUGCCUUUCGAAGGCUCAUACCAUAAUUACUUCCAUGCUGCCCAUUCUGACUGGUUUGUGCCACUUGGAACACCAUCUCGGGCUAAAAGCCCAGAGAAAGGCUCACCGUUUGGAGGCCUAUCACAUCUAUGAGCAGCAGUUGAAAGCCAACGAGGCAACGCGGAAGCUCUGUGUCGCGUACGCUGGGUCUGAGACACCCAACCUCUUUCUUGUAGACUGGUUUCUUUAUAAGCUACGCGAGUUGGAAGACGACCUCUUCUUUGGCCAAUUGUCCUCCGAUGUGCAUGCGGAUGCUUUGAAGGAUCUGGAAGGGCUGCUCCAGAGUUCCUCUUUCGUUCUCUUUCGGCCUCUUCAAACUCACUUGUCGCUUAUAAAGUUGUUUAUCAAAUCCUCGAGUCAUGAAGAAGUUGUCGCAGACCAGAUAAGCGAUAUAGAAAAAGCUCUGUCCUACGACUUUGCUUUAUCCAUCAUCCCCGUCCCCACCACCUUUCGCCCUCUUUUUUAUGCUCGUAGCUACCUACUUAUUGGCCAGCUAUUGCUCUCCUGUAUUAGAGGACGGGCAUUCUGGAACGGCUUUGGAAAGAUUACUUUUUUAUAUUCCUCAGCGUGUAACUUAUUCAAUCUUUUUAGAACAUUAUGACGACGUUGGUGAGGGCGUGUUGCAGGCGAGACGGUAUUUUCAGAGGUGUAUCGAAGUUAGCCAGACUUAU
Molecule: messenger RNA, 3193 nt
Organism: Zophobas morio
Lineage: Eukaryota; Metazoa; Arthropoda; Insecta; Coleoptera; Tenebrionidae
Exons: 26
Coding region: 16-3123 (1035 amino acids)
Source: RefSeq, a predicted model, not a curated record